Molecule: messenger RNA, 645 nt
Organism: Prosopis cineraria
Lineage: Eukaryota; Viridiplantae; Streptophyta; Magnoliopsida; Fabales; Fabaceae
Product: protein C2-DOMAIN ABA-RELATED 7-like
Exons: 5
Coding region: 1-645 (214 amino acids)
Source: RefSeq, a predicted model, not a curated record
AUGGCCCAGGUUAAUGGUGAGCAAGAAAUGUGGCUUAUGAAUAAAGUCGUGCAACUUUGUAGGGAUGUAGGAUCAGAGAAUGUCGCUGAUCCACGACGGUUCUGCUCAAAUAAAAAAUUGGGAUGCCGUUUUGGUUUUCUGGGUAUCCUCAAGCUUCGUGUAAAAAAAGGAAUCAACCUUGCAGUACGUGACAGUCGUGCAAGUGAUCCUUACGUUGUUGUCACCAUGCACGAACAGAAACUGAGGACUAAAGUAGUUGAAAGUGAGUGCAAUCCUGAGUGGAAUGAUGAGCUGACAUUGUAUGUAAAGAGAAUCGAUGCUCCAAUCAUUCUAGCGGUGUUGGACAAAGACACGUUCACAGAGGACGACCCGAUGGGGGAAGCUGAAUUAGACAUAAAGCCAUUGCUGGAGUGUGUGAAGAUGAACAUGGCUUCAACUCAAGAUCUUGAAGAAGGCGGCGUACUCAGGACAGUUCAACCUAGUAGGAAUAACUGUCUCUCUGAGGAGAGCUUGUGCACGUGGACUGAUGGAAAAUUCCGACAAGAAAUGUUUCUCAGACUGACAAAAGUUGAGCGAGGUGAACUGCUCGUGCAAAUUGAGUGGAAUGAUCAAGGUUGUUUGGGAUUAUCCAACCUUGACUUUUAA